AUGGCCACUCAGAGCUCGGUCAAGGUCGCUCGCUCGCCGAUGAUGAAGUCGCAGCAGCUCCAGAAGUUCGCCCGCUCCUACUCUGCGGCCACCCGCCAGACGAGCGCCUUCAACACCAUGAAGCGCACCUCCAACCUGCUCCAAAAGACCUCGCCCAUUGCUGCACACGCCAAGCGUGCCUACUCCUCUGAGAUGGCCAAUGCCCUUGUCCAGGUCUCCCAGAACAUGGGUAUGGGCUCCGCUGCUAUUGGUCUCGGUGGUGCUGGUAUUGGUAUCGGUCUCGUCUUCGCUGCCCUCCUCACCGCUGUCGCCCGCAACCCAUCUCUCCGUGGCCAGCUCUUCUCCUACGCCAUUCUUGGCUUUGCCUUCGUGGAGGCCAUCGGUCUUUUCGACCUCAUGGUUGCCAUGAUGUGCAAGUACGUGUAA
Recurvomyces mirabilis is the source of this 426-nucleotide messenger RNA. It is a transcript of the gene ATP9, whose product is annotated as ATPase complex subunit 9. Lineage: Eukaryota; Fungi; Ascomycota; Dothideomycetes; Mycosphaerellales; Teratosphaeriaceae. Gene Ontology annotation, molecular function: proton transmembrane transporter activity. The record is from RefSeq and is a predicted model, not a curated record. The transcript has 4 exons. Gene Ontology annotation, biological process: proton transmembrane transport; proton motive force-driven ATP synthesis. The coding region runs from base 1 to 426 and encodes 141 amino acids.